AUGACUUCCCUGAAUUCACCUCUACUUCAUAUUCCAACCAAAAAGAGAGACGAGGUAGACUUUGCGGCCUCUUUUAGGACGUAUAUUCAAACCGUAUAUCAAGAAGAUGCCGACAAGUACAGUGCCGAGAUUGGCCAUUUGAAUAGAUUACGACAGGAUACUCGAGGUGCCGGCAAGGAUUUAACGGGUCGAGAUAUCCUGUAUCGAUAUUAUGGACAAUUGGAGCUGCUCGACCUGAGAUUUCCCAUUGACGAGAAGAAUGUCAAGGUGCUCUUCACUUGGUAUGACGCUUUCUCAAACAAGACGGUAUCGCAGUAUUCCAUUGCUUAUGAAAAGGCGUGCACCAUCUUCAAUAUUGCUGCCACCUGCUCUUCCAUCGCUGCUCUUCAAAACAGAUUUGAAGCAAGUGGACUGAAAAUGGCAUUCAACUACUUUCAAGCGGCUGCUGGUCUCUUCACCUAUAUAAACGACAACUUUUUACAUGCUCCAUCAACAGACCUGUCUCGUGACUCUAUAAAGACACUGGUAGAUCUCGUUUUGGCUCAAGCUCAGGAAUGCUUUUUGGAAAAAGUCGUCAUGGAAAAGAAGAGAGGUAUUCUAGUUGCCAAGCUUGCUGCACAAGCUUCUCAUCAGUACACUUUGACUCUGGAAGGAUUGGGUAAUGCUUCAGUCAAGGGGCAGUUUGAGAAGGCUUGGGCUGACCUAGUCAGAGUCAAGGCCAAACACUUCCAGGCCAUAUCAAUGUAUCAUAAAGCAUUACAAUUAGAAACCGAAAACAAGUAUGGAGAGAUUGUAGGUCACUUGCAACUGGCAGAGAUAUAUGCCAGGGAAGCACAAAAGUUGGCUACAUCCUUCCAGAGCUCCUUCCCAUCCUUUACCACAACAUCAUUAAGCACCACAUCAUCAGAUUCGGGAUCAGCUGGACAGUCUACUACAGUAGCAGCUGCUCUGGUUGAAAUCACAAAACUAAAUGUGAAUGUGAUUUCAGAUCAUAAAACUAGAGCAACAAAAGAUAAUGACCUGAUAUAUCACGAAAACGUACCGAAUCCAGAUACUAUACCUGCUGUAGACAAAUUGGCAGCCGUCAAACCAAUCACGUUUGCUGAAGUUUGUGCUGGCGGUGCAGCCGAUAUACCCAAAAUAAUUGGACCCGAUAUAUUUGCCAAACUGGUGCCUUUAUCAGUACACGAAUCGAAUUCGGUAUAUUCUGAAGAAAAGGAUAAGCUUGUUAGAGCCGAAAAAGAUAGGGCUAUUUCCGCAGAUGGUGAAUUGCAAGCUUCAUUGAUAUCUAUGGACUUGAUUCCAAUACUAGACAGAUUGAAACGGUUUGUGAAAGGUGCUGGAGCUGUUGACGAUUCUGCACGAUUACCAGACGAAGUACGUGCAUGGAAUCAAGAUGUUAGAACUGCUGAAGAAUCUGGAGGUACUCGCACAGAGGAACUAGGAUCAAUACUAGAUACUCUGAAGCAAAAAGUACGAGAAGUACUUGAUGAUAUCGGUCGACUAUUGGAUAAAGAACAGAGUGCCUGCGAAGCCAUGAGAGUAAAAUAUAUGGAUCAAUGGACUCAAGAGCCAUCUGGUCGAUUAACCAGUACAUUAAGAUCCGAUAUACGUCGACAUCGUGAAUCUUUUGAUCAAGCUGCUAGUACCGAUACGGCUCUAUUACAACGAGUUAGUGAAUCUCGUCGCGAAAUUGGUGAUUUAAGACGGAAUUCAGAUGAAUUAGAAUCCAUAUUUGCUGAAAUCGUCUUGUUAAACAAUACGACGACAUCAGGAAAACAAGCAGCACCUGUAGUUAGCUUGCUAGAUGACGAUGGUUCGGCUUCUGCUGGUGUUAGUAAUGGUAAAGGACUAAAUACUUUGGGAGAGCAGAUGGUUGUUGAAAAGUUGGAUCAACUCUUGUCUCGGUUACGUGGACUUAAAAUGGAACGUGCUGAGAUCAUCGAGGAUCUCAAGCAGAAGACUCAACAAGAUGACAUUGCUUCAUUAUUGCUAUUGAACAAGAACAAGGAGUCUCAGAUAUUUAUAUCUGAGAUAGCCAAGUUUAAACCGAUUCAAGCUCGAUUGACUGCAAACUUGCAAGCUCACCAACAAAUGUUGCAAGAGUUGGGCAACGAGUACGGAAGACUACGAGAGUCAUCUAGUGGACUCAAGACAUUAGAAGCUAGAGAUCGCCGUAAAGUCAAACUGGUUGCUGAAUGGCGUGAAUACUAUAUGAGAUGGGUGGAAACUCGUGAAGGUUUGAAUCGUGGUAUUCAAUUUUAUUCUGGAUUGAGUGAAUUGGUCGAUGGGCUAAAAGACUCUGUUGUUACGUUCGUCAACAAACGAGAUUCCGAACGAACUCAACUAGUUAAACGUAUUGAAGAUGAUCAAGCAGAGAAGGGUCAACAGGCAUUACGAGAGCAGCUACGGAGGUUGAGUACACAGCCGUCUUCUCCAACUUAUCACCCUCAACAAGGGCCUCCACCACCACAACCACAGCCGCAAACUCCUCAAGCACCCCACUAUCCACCGCAAUCACAACAGCCACAACAGCAGCAGCAAUCGUAUAUACCCGCGCAGCAACCCUCAUAUGUUCCCUCUCAACCACCAAGUAUGCCUCCAAUUCAGGCAUCAUAUGCACCUGCUGCACCUCCACCACCAAGUCCAUAUGCAUCAUCUCCAUCGUAUAAUAGUAACAGUAGUCAACCUCCGUAUAGUAGUAUGCCACCAGCCAGACCUCCUUCGACGCCACCAAAUCCGUAUGUAUAUAAUAAUCCAUCAAAUUUGCAUGGUGUGCCUGCCAAUCCUAGCCCAUCACCAGGCAACUUUGCACCAUCAUUAGCAACUGCCACGCCCCAACAUGUUCCGUCAUUUGCCCAGUCACAGUAUCCAACGUCAGGUUACACCAACUUUGCGCCUGCAAAUUUGGCAGCGCCUAAUCCUGGUGGAGCAUACACAAACGCCCCUCCAACAAACUCUGGCAACUCGUAUCAACCAUCUCAGCAACAGCUUCCGACUGGCGUACCUCCUCCUCAACCGUUUGUCAAUCAAAAUGUCUAUUCACAGCAACAGCAGCAGCCGUCAUCGUAUUUGCCGCAACCGAACUCCAACUAUGCUCCACCACCAACGUCAGUCCAACAACAGCCGAACUCAUCGUAUGGAGGCCCCAACAGCAACACGAAUCCGCCAUCAGGAUCAGCAGGAUAUAGUAAUCCAUAUCCACGCUACAAUACACCUCAAUAUGGGGCAGGCGAACAGCAAUACGCAAGGCCUCCCAUUAAUGCCAAUAUCAACUCUGGGGCCCCACCUGCAUCCCAAGCAGGAUAUAGCCAACCAGGAGGUUGGAGCUCACAACAGCCACCAGCUUCCAGUGUAUACAGGCCUCAACCACCCACUCAACAACCAUCAUGGCAAGGUGGAUACCAGCAACCAGGCUACUCCGCACCAGCAGCAGGAGGAGGCGGUAGUCAACAACAGCAGGCACCCUAUACAAACACUGGUAACGGAGCAUAUCAACCAGCCUCGACUAUUCAGGCAUCGACAAACGGGGCAGCUCCUAUGGGUACAUCCUACUCAAAUCCCGCAUAUCCUGCCAACGGGUAUGGGUAUGCAGGUCAAUCACAGCAACCACCUCAACAGCAACAGCAAUAUGGGUAUGGUCAACAACAGCAACAACCAGCCUAUAAUCAACCCCAACAGCAGCAACCAGUCUAUGGACAGCAACAACCGCCAAUAAAUCAGGGACCACCUGGAUGGAGGCCUCCGAGUCUUAUGGAUUGA
Synchytrium microbalum is the source of this 3762-nucleotide messenger RNA. RefSeq lists its product as uncharacterized. The transcript is spliced from 7 exons. Gene Ontology annotation, biological process: protein transport to vacuole involved in ubiquitin-dependent protein catabolic process via the multivesicular body sorting pathway. Lineage: Eukaryota; Fungi; Chytridiomycota; Chytridiomycetes; Synchytriales; Synchytriaceae. The record is from RefSeq and is a predicted model, not a curated record. Gene Ontology annotation, molecular function: protein binding. Bases 1 to 3762 code for a protein of 1253 amino acids. Gene Ontology annotation, cellular component: endosome.